AUGACAGUUUCUAAUGCAAAUAAGGAACAGACGACAAGUGAUAGAUCAGCGGGGAAUUCGCCUUACAUAGAUGAUCUUUAUCUAGACGACCAGGAAGCCUUGGAAGGUUCCGGUCGAGGGGGUGGUGAAGUUCGCGACGAUCUUGAGGCAUCAGGAAGUGGCCUUGGGCCUGACGACGAAGAUGGUGACGACGGUGGUCACGAUUUUAAUCAACAUAAUACACUAGAGACGACACCUAAAAAAGUACCAGAACCUAGUGUACCACACAUUGAUGAAAACAUAUCUCCUAAGACAAAGCAGAAUAUUCCGGAUACUGUGCCUAAAACGGACAACGCAGUUGAUAAUUUCGACUCGCCACCUGACAUUGACGAAGACAUGGAAGACUCACAUGACAUCGGUGUUCAUAUGAACCCUAAAACAGUGGACCGAGCCAGUUCCUUCUUCACGCAACCAGGAGUACUCGCUGCCGUAAUUGGUGGCGCAGUUGUUGGACUACUGUGCGCAAUUUUGGUGGUGAUGUUCAUCGUGUACAGGAUGCGCAAGAAGGACGAGGGCUCAUAUGCUUUGGACGAACCGAGGAGAUCACCGGCAACGCAAUCAUAUCCAAAACCUGGGGCACCACACCACAAUCGAGAAUUUUACGCUUGAGGCUCUUUAGCUCAGGCCACCGGCAAGUCCUUGCGCCCCACGAAAUCACCUCAAGACCGACACUGAUCGACCAAAUCGAUUUAAAAAAAAAAAAUAAUAAUAAUACGUGGAUCGCAGCUGGAGAACACUAUUUGAUCAGCAAGUGAGCAAAAGUCCUGUGAGCCAUCAAUAGCCUGCAGGAAAGGACGAGCGUCACGCAAUCUUUUGUCAAAAGCACUCUCUUUCUCUCUCUCCCUCUCUUGCGCUCAAUCACUAUCAAUUUGUAAUUCUCUCUUUUCAACCGAAUGAUCGAAUAUUAGGCCUCGAAUCUUUUAAUUCGUCAGCCAAUAAUCUUUCAUAUUUCUUCCUCAAGUUCCGCCAGUGUGAUUUCAGUGUCCUUGUAAAUGGAAGUCGAACUUUUAAAUUCGACGACCGCUGGACACGGUCAGAUUUCAUUAUAUUUUCAUUUUUCGAUAAAACAAAAAAAAAACCGAAGAAUUUUUAGAGUGCAAAAUAUUUGACGCUCGUUCAAAUCAGGCAUUGUCAACAAUUUAUUGACAAAGAUGAACAAAUUUCAGAUGCAUUUAUGUAGAGUGUCCUCAUAAACACACACACACACACGUCUGUGUAUAGAAUCGAAGAACUUUGGUAUAUAUAUAUAUCGUGGUCGAUUUAUGUUGGCCAUCUUGUUCGGUAGAAGAAGGGACGAUUCACGGAUCCUUCAUUGAUUCGUUUCACAUUUUUUUUACAAUACAUGACUCUCUCCUCUCUAUUCAUCGAAGCCGAGUGUGAAAUGCUUCGUCGAUUCUUUGGAACGUUACGACGAAACUCGAAAACAAACAAAAAAAAGUAAAUAACCUGUAUACUUUUUUUAAAAAACUCCAUUUCUAAAUAUUAAAAAGAAAAUCAAAAUUUUCUAUAAUAAUUGAGAUUAUUAAUUGGAAAAGAAGGAAAAACAAUUUUAUAAAUGAAAUAAAGUAUCAGGUGGAUUAGCGAUCUCUCGUUUUUUUUUUGGCAAAAGAAGAAGAAGAUCGGAAAGAUUGUUGAUAAAUCGAGGCGUCGUUCCCAAUCUAGUUGUUGUUGUUGCUUCUUGAGAGAUAGAUAUUUAUCUCGUGUUUUUUUAUACAUUGCAGACUCGUCGUCGAUUCGUCUUGUAAAUAUAGGGCGGUGAAUCGAUUGUUUCUUUUUUUUCCUUUUUUUGUCACGAAUCGACCAAGUAUAUACAUUUGGAGGUGUACAAUAUUUUCGAAAAGCAACUCGGCAACGAGGUGAAAUAUAAAAGAAUAGAGAAGAAUCAAAGAGUCUCUGUGUGAAUGGAAAGAAAAAAAAAAGAAAAAGUCUUUUUCGUAUAUGACAAAUCGAAUUCGUCCCUCCUUCUACCUCGAUGUGAAAUCGCGUAAUGCAAUUGCGUCUAGUGGCAGUAAUAUUUAAAUUAAGAGACACGUUUCGGGGGAGAUUUGAGAUUAAACUAUAUAUAUAUUGCGUUGAAAUUGCUGUAGAUUUGGGGCGAAAGGAAGCUACAUUGUUAUGCCCCGAAAUAACGCACACGGGUCUUGACUGACUGACAUGAGUUUGCCAUAUAUAUUAUUAUUUAAAGGAACAAAAGUUAUAUCCAUUCCGUGAUUCUGUCUCGUCCGGUAUAUUUAUUAUUAUUAUUUUUGGAUCGCGGAGUGCUAUUAUUUAUUACUGACUCGGUCGAUUUUGUGUCGUUAUUUUACACCGACUGCUUCUUAUUCUUAUUCUUCAUCUUCUCCCACCCAAAAAAAUAUUCUUGUCCUUCCUUCCGCUAGACGUCAUACUAUUUUUCUAAACUCUCCGAAUCUACAGAGAAAGGCAACUGAAAACCCAAGUCUUAUUAUUAUUAAUAAUAUUAUUUAUAAUGUUGAUCCCUCUGCGUGAAACGCGGAGUUUUUCUUUAUUUGGACGCAGAAACACUGCGAAUGCGAUAGAACGACACGUUGAAAAAAAAAGAUAUCAAGCCGAUACUGCCAUGUAUACUAACCGUAAGGAACAACAAUUUGGUAUGAACAUUUCACGAGUCCGCCUUAUUCGCUAAUUGUGAACAUGAAUAUACGAACAACCUUUUCAUCUCUAUCAUUAUAUUGUCAUUUAAAACACUCUUAUCAUAUUAGUGUAUCAUGAUCAUCAAUCUCAUCAUCAAUCACUAUUGUCGUCGUCUUUGUCGUACGUUGUAAAAAAAAACACUUUUUGUUACACAUAUUUUGUUAAUUUUUUUUUUUUUUUAUAAAAUCGACUCUUUCUAUUCUUUUUUUUUAAAAAAAAGUUCGAAUUUUGACUGAAAAGGAGCGGAAUUAAUUCUAACAGAAAAUGUUUGAAUGUUGUUUUUUUUCUGUUUAAACAUUCCAUUUCUUUUUCGUUUAAAAUAAUCUCUGAAAAAUUAUUUCAAAAUCGAGUUUUGUAAAUCAUUUUGAAAAUAUAAUUUAACAAGUAAUUUAGAAAAAAAGGAAAAUUAUUUUCCAUUUUGUUAUAAUGAUAAACCCUCUUUCUUCUAUACGAUAAAAAAGAGAGGGGAAAUUAUUGCAAACAUGGAUUUCAGAAAAAAAAAAAUUAGUAUCAAAUUUUAGAAUGAUUCGUUGUUUCAACAAAAUAUUCUCUGAAAAAAAAGAAUUUAAAAACAAUUAGAAAAUUGAAAAUCACUGAUUUUAUUGAGCAGCUUCUUUGCUUAGCAAAAUAAAUGUUUAAAACUUAUUAAAAUAUUCUGAGAUUAUUUUUACUUUCAUAUGUAUACAAUAAUAGCUUUUUAAGGAAUUGCAAUAAAAAUCAAUAUUGUAAUACAGUAUAUGAAAAAAUGCGUAACUGAAAAAAAAGCAUAUCGUGAAAAAUUGUUGGAAAAAUUUGAAUCUCAAAAAAAAAAAGAAUUUGCAUUAUUAAUAUUUAAAUUGAAAUAUUUGUGAAAAAAUCAUCUUAUCAGUUUUUUGACAUUCCUGCCAAAAAAAAAAAAAAUAAAAAUCGUCGUAUCUUUACAUAAAUCCGGAAUUGAAUAUAGAAGAAGAACGCCAUAUUAUUGGUUAACUUCCGUUGGGUCCAUGAUGAAUUUUUGUACAAAGUAUUUUAAAUUCAACAAUAAUUCGUAGUCUCUUUCACUAUAUACUUACAUUUGCAAAAAACAAUUACAUGUAAUUGCUGUUGCCUGUGGUUUUUAAAAAAGGCCAGAUUUUCUUACUUAAGAAAUUAACUGGACAUGAUUUUUAAGUAAAAUGCAUUUUUAUACCAGUGUAAGCAAGAAAUGACACACUCGCUUUUAAUCACAUAGAGUGAAUAUGCGCUUUAACUUAUUUAUAAAAAAAAUGGAAAUCGUAAAAACGAAAACACGACAAAAAAUAAGGAAAAAUUAUAUACGACGUGAGAAGAAAAAAAAUGAAGUAAAUGCAAAUAUUUCUUUCUUCAUAAAUUUGUUAAGUGAAUAUUAUAAUAAUAUCAAUUAGAAUUAUUUAGCGAAGAUAAUGAAUUUUCAAUUGACGAUUGUUAUAUUACAUUCGAUCAGAUAUUAAUUAUGUAAUUUAUUGAAUUCUAUUUUUCUUUUAAAGCUCCUCGUUGUCUUUUCUUUCUUCGAAAUAAAAUUUUUCACAUUUUUUUUUAAAUGUACUAUUAAAUAAUUGUAUAAUAGAUUACAAUAAUUAUUUUAAAUACUGUAACUGUAUUAAUUUACUUUUUAACAUUGUUUUUUUCUAAUAGAAAAAAAAGAUUCUAUUCUAUAAUGUUGAAUUAGUUACUUCAAAGAAAGCGAAAAGAUAACGAUUUUUUAUUCUUUUUUUUUAAAUGUCAAAAAAAAUCGUCGCAUAAGGAUGUAAAAUUCUGUUUUUUUAAUAUUUUAUUUAUUGUCAUUGAUGAAUUGUAAUUUUUUGUAUUUGGUACGAAUUUAAGGUGUGAUUCUCGCUUUCGUUAGAAAAGCUCAAUAAAAAAAAAUAAUAAUGAAAUGACAAAAUGAGAUCUACAUGUUAUCUUUUCAGUUAAGAAGAGAUAACAUUUGUAUGUAUGCGUGUGUGUCUGUUAGUGUAUGUGAAUUUUGUCAAGAAAUUUAAUUGAAAAGACGCUCCAUCUAUGUUUUAAGGGGAAAAAAUAUUAAUCAUGGUAGUAAUUGUAAACUAUAAUAAUUAUUAUUAUUAUUAUUAUUAUUAUUAUUAUUAUUAUUAUUAUUAUUAUAUUGAGGAUGAGAAUUUUUAAAAUCUUGUGGAGAUGAAUUUAAAAAAGGCGCCAAAAUAAUAAUAAUAAAAAAAGCAGUCAUGACGGUGAGAUGUGUCUAUCAAUCGCGAACAGUGUUGUUGUGUAGGCCAAGCGUGGACGAAUGAAUAAAUAUGAAUCAUUUUAAUGCGAGUACGAUUAAUAAUUUAAUGAUAAAAAUAACGAUUAACAAUUGUUACUUUUUUAAGUGUAAGUAUCGUUUUUUCUAGCGUCUACUUGUAUACUGCAAUUAUACAUAAAUGUGUUCAUAUUUAUAUACAAUCCAUCUUGAUAGAUACACAAUUCUAAAAAGAAAUGUAUAUAUUUAUAAUACAUUUAUGUGUAUGUAAUUUAUUCGACCACGAAUACGUCGAGGCGACCUCACCUUGGAAUCUCAAGUCUUUUCGAUAAGAGAAGGAGAAAAAUAUUGAUAUAUUAUGUACAAUUUUCAAUGAACAAACAAAAAAUCGAGAUAAAACUGAUAAGAAAAAUAACAAUAAUUGCCUCGUCGCUCUCGCGGACGCGUACAGUAAAUGACACGUUAUUAUUAAUUAACAGAAAUUAAUAAUAAUUGCACUACAAUUAGUAUGGUAACGAUUAAUAUUGAAUGUCGUCGCUCCUAUUCUGUAAAUAAACACUGUACCGAAUAAGACAGACGUAUUUGAAUAAUUCUUAUCAAAUUUU
Leptopilina boulardi is the source of this 5493-nucleotide messenger RNA. It is a transcript of the gene Sdc, whose product is annotated as syndecan-like. The record is from RefSeq and is a predicted model, not a curated record. The coding region runs from base 1 to 648 and encodes 215 amino acids. The transcript is spliced from 5 exons. Gene Ontology annotation, biological process: cell migration. NCBI's taxonomy places the organism in Eukaryota, Metazoa, Arthropoda, Insecta, Hymenoptera, Figitidae. Gene Ontology annotation, cellular component: cell surface; membrane.